AUGGAGAAUGAGCCGACUAAGCGUGGACUCACCGCAGCGGAGAAGCGUGCUGCCCGCCGCGCCCGCGUGCUCCAGGAUGGCGAGAGCCGUCUAAAGCUGCUGAAAGGACAGAUCUCGUCCCUCAAAACACCAACCAACGAGUCGCCGUCGCUGGAACAGCAACUGGACGAUGGUGUGGACGAGCUGGUGGCUGCGUCCGACUCGGACCCCGCCGAUCCACCGACUGAGCUCAAGAUCCCACCGCGUGUUGACCCGGCCCAGCGACGUCGGGAUGCGGCUGCUAGACGUCGUCGCAAGGAACAAAUGGUACAGGAGAUGCUGGGCAGCAACGCACCAGCUAAUGAGGUAAAGGAAGAGGAGACACCCACCGACCAGGAGAAGCCCCAGAAGGUGCUGGAGGCUCUGAAAGCGCCCUCUACUGCUACUGAGCCGAUGUUCAGUCGCCACACGACAGCGUUGAAGCUCCAUUCACUCGAGGAGAAGCUGGUGCUGCUGCUUAUAGUGGCGGCCGCUGUCUACACUGCCAUGUGCAUGGACUUGCGAUCCAUUGCGGCCAGCUUAGCUGCCGACGACCAGUUGUUCGUGAGUUAUCAGGACCUGAUCACGAAAGGAGUCCCUAUGGAGUCCAUUAGACAGCAGUUUGAGCGUGAGCAAGUGGCGCCUGCAGUGAGACAGAAGCUCGAACAUUUACUGACUCAGCAGCUGAAGAUGGAGGCCAUGGAGACGACAACGACCAGUUCAGGAUGGCUACCGGAUGUGGCAGAUUUGGGCUUCUUCUUCACGUCAUUGGUGGCAAAUCCACCUAUUGCGUUGUGUGUGCUGCUAGUGAGAUUGGUGGUGUCCACAGGCGCCAAGGCGGUGCAUAAAGCGCUGGAUCUACCGGAUGUGAAGAGCCCGCAGGAAGGAGAUUUGGGGUUCUUGGCGAAUAUGGCGCUGUCGAGUCGACCGGUGCUGAAAGAGUUCCUAGUGAAGGGCCGCAAGUCGCUGGACGACGUGUUCGUCUUCAUCUUCGCACUCGUGGUAUUUGUCGCCAUUCGUGCGAUCUGGAUCAGCUAA
Messenger RNA from Phytophthora nicotianae INRA-310, 1056 nucleotides. RefSeq lists its product as hypothetical. The transcript has 2 exons. The record is from RefSeq and is a predicted model, not a curated record. Lineage: Eukaryota; Oomycota; Peronosporomycetes; Peronosporales; Peronosporaceae. The coding region runs from base 1 to 1056 and encodes 351 amino acids.